Messenger RNA from Dicrocoelium dendriticum, 1651 nucleotides. Lineage: Eukaryota; Metazoa; Platyhelminthes; Trematoda; Plagiorchiida; Dicrocoeliidae. The record is from the annotation of a GenBank genome assembly.
GAUCUGUCAAUGGCUGAAGGAGCAUUCUGGAUUGAAGCGGCUGUAAUAGUUAACCAUACCAAGAAAACUGAGUAGACUCUUGUAUGAUUGAGGCACUGGAUAGUCUGCAAUAUCUUAUCUUUUCAGGAAGCGGACUAAUACCUUCGGAGGAAGUCCGUCUGAGCUAGCAGCUUUGAAUCGCUUUAAUUGACGAAGCUCAAUUCGGAUCUCCACUUCGGUGAGUGGUUCCAGUGUAGCGUUCCAAGUUUCGGCUGACAGUGCGGAUAACCGAUCCAGCUAUUCGAGUCAUGGUCCAGCCACUUACCAAAACAGAAAACAAAAGCCUUUGGUAAAACCUCUAUUGUGCACACGGCAGAUUGGAUCGAAAUAAAUGAUCUACGAAUGAAUGACCUAGUGGAAGGCUCCUUAAUUUUAGCAAUUACUGGAAGCCUGAAAUGGCGCUUGUUGACUACUAGAGGAGUGCGCUUGGUGGUGGGCUUCAAGGUGGUUCAUGCUUCUUGGUAGAUUUCAAGGUGCCACAGUAGCUGAGGUGUUCUUCAUUUCCAGUCAGCCUGUAAUGAUGAUGACUUAAGGUGAUAUUGUCUCCUGGGCCAUCCAGUUAUCUUUGGGCUGUUUCGGACCAUUCUUCUCCGAGUUGUUAGCGAGAGGACUCGCUUCAAGGGCUGCUAUAGACGGGCUUCAUAAAGACCAAAAAUAGCAAAUUGCUUUGGCCAGUCCAAGUUGUUAUUAGCGCACUUUUACCCGUACGAUAAACCAUUUUUAAAUGUCCAAAAAGCGCCCAGAAAGCACAUUACCUCCGGAGUUGUAUUACAACGAAAAAGAAGCAGAAAAAUAUACCUCAAAUUCCCACAUAAUUGAAGUGCAGACAAAGAUUACAGAGCGUGCAUUGGAACUACUUGCUCUUCCCGAAGAUGAAUACUGUCUGGUGCUGGACAUCGGUUGUGGUUCCGGACUUAGUGGCGAGACGAUUUCUGAUAAUGGUCACAAAUGGAUCGGUAUUGACAUUAGCUUGCCGAUGUUAUCCGUGGCAAAAGAACGGGAAGUUGAAGGCGACUUAGUCCACGGAGAUAUUGGCGUCGGCCUACCUUUUAGGAGCGCAUCUUUCGACGGUGCUAUUAGCGUAUCUGCUAUCCAGUGGUUAUGCAAUUCCAACCGCACAGACCACAAUCCGGUUGGACGAAUACGUUCAUUCUUUUCCUCUCUCUACGCAUGCUUGACAAGGACAGCCAGAGCCGUUUUACAAUUUUAUCCAGAGUCAGCCGCUCAAGCAGACCUCCUACAGUCAGAGGCGAUGCGUGCAGGUUUCACCGGAGGACUGAUAAUUGACUAUCCAAACAGCACGAGAGCAAAGAAAUACUUCCUGGUUCUUGACGUCAGUAUUUCUCGAGACCGUCCGCAACCCCUCACGGAUGACGGCCCAAUCCCCACCAGGGUGUUGCAAGGCAGAUUGGAGGAAGUCCGCAAGUCCCGACAACUGAAGAGGGUCCCGAAACACAGUGUGGCGUGGAUCAAGCAGAAAAAAGAACGCGCACGGAAGCAAAUGAAAGAGGUGGCAAAUGACUCAAAGUACACGGGCCGGAAAAGAUCUAACAGAUUUUGAGUGAUAAUAUAAAUACACGCAUCGUUCUAUCUUUCUUUGAUGUGCCACAAA